This is a messenger RNA of Camellia sinensis, 1809 nucleotides long. NCBI's taxonomy places the organism in Eukaryota, Viridiplantae, Streptophyta, Magnoliopsida, Ericales, Theaceae. The record is from RefSeq and is a predicted model, not a curated record.
AUGUUGGCAAAAAUAAAAAAGUCGACAAGUUAUCCUCUUAUUGAUAGAUUGAUCCGCCUUGUAUUGACUUUACCUGUUUCAACUGCUACAUCAGAACGUGCAUUUUCAGCUAUGAAACUCAUUAAGUCUAAAUUGCGCAAUAUGAUAGAAGAUGGUUUUCUGGCUAGUUAUUUGAUUGCGUACAUUGAAAAAGACAUUGCUCGAGGGUUUGAUGUAGAUUCUAUCAUCCAUGCUUUUGAUAUUAUGAAAGAGCGUCAAGUUCAAUUGAAGAUGCCUAAUUUUAAUUCUGGAGUGCUUGACACAAAUAUGGAGGCCUUAGGGAGGAAAAUGGUAAAGCUGUGUGCUGGUUUACCAUUAGCAAUCGUUGUGCUUGGUGGACUUUUGGCAACAAAGCGUCACUUUCCGGAGGAUUUUAGGAUAGGUGCUGAAAGAUAUCACUUGUGGAUAGCUGAUGGUAUAAUUGUAGAUGAUGAUAGAGUGGGGGAUGAAACAAUAAUGGAUGUGGCAAAACGUUACUUGGGUGCGCUUGCACAGAGGUGCAUGGUUCAAGUACAAGUAGAGACGUAUACUCAAAGGAUCAAUUAUUGUCGCAUUCAUGAUCUCAUGCUAGAGCUAUGUUUGUCAAAGGCAAAAAUAAAGGAUUUUCUUCGAAUCAUUUUUCUCCAACGUGAAACUAAUCUAGCUAUUUGCUUUUCCACUACAUCAACAACUACUAUUCCAAAAAUGCGCAGGCUUGCAAUUCAUUUGAAUAGGGAUGUCCAAAGUGUUUUCCUCCCUGACUUUGAGACAACUAAUCAGCUAAGAUCAAUAUUAUUCUGCAAUCGAGGAGUGUAUUUGACUGAGUUGAACUCCCAUUUCAAGUACUUCAAAUUGCUUAGGAAUUUGGAUCUUGAAGGAUUUUGCUUUGAUAAAAAGUUCGUCAAAUCAAUAGGUGACCUAAUUAGCUUGAGGUACUUGAGUUUUAGAAGAUGUUUGAUACCGAAGUGGCAUUCGUCUAUCUGCAAGUUGAAAUACUUGCAAACCUUGGAUUUACGAAAUUGCCACUUCAACUCAGGUGAAGUAAUAGUCUUACAUAGAAUGGAACAAUUGAGGCAUUUGUAUAUUCAGUUGGAUCUCGAUGUCAAAUUAAAAUUUGAUGGGUUGAGCAACCUCGAAACAUUAGGAGGGUUUGACACAGGGUCUUGUGACGUGAAUGAUCUGUGUAAAUUGAUCAAUCUUCGGCGAGUAAGAAGAUGCAACUUUCUGGAAGAGGAGCAAUCAGGACUUGGCGGCUUUCAUCAACUACCUAAACAUCAGUGCCAACCACCUUCGACAAACAUCCUUAUAUAUUUACCAGAGCACUGCCAGGGUUUCUCUCCCAGCCUCAUCGAGUUAAAGUUGUCUGGAUGUGAACUUGAAGAAGACCCUAUGCCAACAUUAGAGAGGCUACCUAACCUACAAUAUCUCUAUUUAGGUAGUUCUGACAUUGAAGACAAAUUGGUUAACUCCGCUGAUGGUUUCCCCCAACUCAAAAUGGUUUGCUCCGCUAAUGGCUUCCUCCAACUCAAAACCCUAGAACUCAAUCGGUUUUACAACUUAAACGAGUGGGAGGUGGAAAAAGGAGCCAUGCCCAAUCUCUCUUCUUUAGAAAUUGAAUGUUGCCCAGGACUAGAAAUGGUUCCAGAGGGACUGAGAUUCGUUGCUACCCUCCAACGAUUUACAAUUAGGGCUAUGAGCCAAAAUUUCAAGAACAAGCUUCGAAGGAUCAAUGGUGAAGAAGGAGAAGAUUUUUACAAAGUGCGACAUGUGUCCUACCUCGACAUUCGGUAA